UUACUGAAUGGAUUUCAGUGUUGUAGCCAUUCUACAGUAAGUACAGCAAGAUUCUUUGUGAAAAAGCGAAAGGAGGAAAAAAGGUAGUAGAAAUCAUUUGUGGAUGUUCGUCAGAGCAGAGUACCUGCACCAAUGACAGACAGGCUUUCCUCGAGAAACAAAUCAUGACAACAAACACUGCUGUUCAGAGGAGCCAGAAUCUCCCCAAAAGACGCCUAGAAAGUGUAGGGGAGUGUCCUGCAAAACGGAAAGCUAGCUGGGGUAUUCUGACCAGCCAAGAUUGAAAGAAAUGAGUAGGAUUUAUAAUUGCAAUUGGCUGGAAGUGCCAUGGGGAGAUGGAGAUUUAGGUUCUUGGGCAGAUCGCUCACCUCUGCAUGAGGCAGCCAGUCAAGGACGUCUUCUUUCUCUAAGGACUUUAUUGUCACAGGGAUACAAUGUAGACACACUAACAAUUGACCAAGUAACUCCACUCCAUGAAGCCUGUCUGGGAGAUCAUGUAGGAUGUGCAAGAAUCCUCCUUGAAGCAGGAGCAAAUGUAAAUGCUACCACAAUUGAUGGAGUGACACCUUUAUUUAAUGCCUGUUCGAGAGGCAGUGCAGCAUGUGCCGAGCUCCUGUUACAGUAUGGUGCCAAAGCUCAAUGGGAGUCCUGUCUGCCAUCACCAACACAUGAAGCAGCCAGCAGAGGUCACAGUGAAUGUCUGGAGGUACUGAUAUCCUGGGGUAUAGAUGUUGACCAAGAUCUUCCUCAUUUAGGAACCCCUCUGUAUGUAGCUUGUGUUUCACAGCAGAUCCAUUGUAUUCGAAAGCUUCUUUAUGCAGGUGCCAAUGUGCAGAAAGGAAAGAAUUUGCAAACUCCACUCCAUGCUGCUGCCCAGCAUUCUAGUACAGAGAUUGUAAACUUACUCCUCGAAUUUGGGGCAGACAUAAAUGCCAAAAAUUCAGAUUUUGAGAGGCCUGUUGAUUUAGCUGCCCCAAGCAGUUUAGUGGAGAGACUGCUGCUCUUCCAUGAAGCCACACCAUCUUCUCUUUGUCAGCUCUGCCGACUAUGUAUCCGAAAUUACAUAGGAAGAGCUAGACUGCAUCUUGUUCCACAGCUCCAGUUGCCAACAAUACUUAAGAAUUUCUUACAGUACAGAUAACAUAGUAAUUAACUGUUAGAAACUUAAAUACAGCAAGUACAUUUUCUUCUCUCUGUUUAUUGUAUGUUUUAUCUAAAGAACUGCUGGGCGGAAAAAAAAAAAGCCUUUUGCAUAUUGCUUAAAAAAAUUGUAUCUUUGACACCUGGUGUUGGUAAUGUAAUAGUAAUUGGGAGCCAUUCAGCAACUAGUGCCAAGGUGCUAAUCCAGCUGAAUUAAAUAAGUGUGCUGAUACUCUGGGACAUGAUUGUAUAAUUUUAUCUUAACCCUUACUAGCUUUAGUGCUGUUAACUUUAAUUGUGUUUAUGUUUUUAAAAUCUGUUUGACACACCUGAACCACAAAGAGUUUCUUCAUUAUUAUUUGUUAAGUUUGUCCAUUUGUAUUUUUAAAUUUCUGUUGUUUGUGUACCUAAAAAUAUUUGGUGAUGGGUGCACUAUAUGCAUUGAUAAAAAUAAAACAGUUAGACUUUGAUUCCUUUUCUUUAUAUAAACAAUUCAUUAAUCACAGUGAGGAGCUUCCUUUACUCUUCCUCAUUGCCUGUGCUGUGAAUUGUAAUUAAACUGAUGUGAACACAAACUUAA
Messenger RNA from Poecile atricapillus (Black-capped chickadee), 1720 nucleotides. It is a transcript of the gene ASB5, whose product is annotated as ankyrin repeat and SOCS box containing 5. The transcript has 8 exons. Bases 290 to 1141 code for a protein of 283 amino acids. Gene Ontology annotation, biological process: positive regulation of protein catabolic process; intracellular signal transduction; protein ubiquitination. NCBI's taxonomy places the organism in Eukaryota, Metazoa, Chordata, Aves, Passeriformes, Paridae. The record is from RefSeq and is a predicted model, not a curated record. Gene Ontology annotation, molecular function: protein binding.